Molecule: messenger RNA, 1386 nt
Organism: Talaromyces rugulosus
Lineage: Eukaryota; Fungi; Ascomycota; Eurotiomycetes; Eurotiales; Trichocomaceae
Exons: 3
Coding region: 1-1386 (461 amino acids)
Source: RefSeq, a predicted model, not a curated record
AUGUCCUUAACAGACAAAGAAAAGGUGCAGAUAUUGGAUAGGUUAGGGACACACCUAGACGAUGAUAAGUCAAAGAGAGACCAAGCCGAUGCUUACCAGAUUCGUUCUGAGCUUGGACCCAUUUAUACGCCUGUGACAUGGUCCGCGUCAGAAGAGCAAGUUAACGAAGGCUGGGGUCCUCUCGCUUCAGUGAUUGAAAAAUGCAACAAUCUCACCGACCUUAUUUGGAGCUGCGAGAAUCAGUUUCCGCCGUGUCUCUUGAGGGCCAUUGAGCGAAAACAUCCAAAUUGCCGACUGCACCUCCGACUAUUCCGCUUUCACAGCCUGACAGCUUCUGGCGAGGUAGAUGGCUACGAGCGAGAACUCGUUGAGUCGUUUAAUUUGCACAGUAUCAGUGUGAGACCGUUCCCGAACGGAUUGAAUGGCAAGCCCGAUUAUAACAUGGAUGCCUUUUAUCAUGUGCUUAAUGCGGCGCCAAAUCUAAAACAUGUCAGCAUUCUUCCUGCAAGUCAAUCGGAAGAACUGGGUCGCAGUUUAGCGGAGGAUGAUGGGUGGAAAGGAUUCCAGCCGCCUUUGAGGAGCUUGGAAGAAAGAUCUCUCUCCUCACUCAUGCUGCUCUAUGGUCAUGAACUGAAAGUAGAGGAUCUAUCAAAACUGUCCAAAUACACCGAUCUGUCCAAGAUACGCUUCUUGACCCUUGAAGGUGUGACUGACCCCGAGGUUUUCACUUAUCUUAGUAAAAAUGUCACUUUUGCAUCUCUCGAGAUGCUUGAUAUACAUUCGUGUCCGCAAGGUGAUAGGGGUGAUAGUACAUCAUUUGCUGCUGCAUUUAGCUCCCUCUUAAACAACCUAGAGCCCCUGAAAGAUGUUCGUCUGUCGGGGUAUCUAAUGAAUUCUUUGGUUGAAUCGGUCGUGCGGCGACAUGGUCAGACCUUACUCAACAUGACCUUGCACCCUCUGGAUGAUAGGAGGAGUUUGUGCGGAUUGUACUGUCCCUUUUUCGCCCGCCGAACCGGCACCACUUUAUUAGACAAAUACUAUUUUUGUGAAGUUUGUCCGGAUCUGCACAGUCUCCGAGAAUUAACCCUACACUUUGAGGAUAUGAGAGAUGUGGGAAGGGAAUAUCCUGUCACAUUUUAUCCCUCUAAAGAGACAUUUCACAGUGCCGUUGAAGAAGUCUGGAAGAUGAUACAGGAAAGGAAAGAGAAGCCUUUGAGUGCACUUCACGCGAUAGCCCCUGCCGGUCUCUGUGUUUUUACAAAGACCUUGGGCACGAGCGACAAGGAAUCCUCGAUACCAAUCAACGGACAUGAUAAGAGACCGACUUAUAGAACACACGAAUACAUGUUCCGCGCCCUCCCAGGAGCAGAUUUUGACCUUGAGUGA